This is a messenger RNA of Parnassius mnemosyne (clouded apollo), 576 nucleotides long. The record is from the annotation of a GenBank genome assembly. NCBI's taxonomy places the organism in Eukaryota, Metazoa, Arthropoda, Insecta, Lepidoptera, Papilionidae.
AUGUUUACGGUAUUAAAUAAUUCGGCAAGAUUAUCUCGAGGUGCAAUAACAAGAUCUAUCGCUUCACUUUCAACGUGCAAUACUCGAUUUGCAUCUACAAAUAAAGAUCCAACUUGCCGUAAAGAGGCGCCAAUAGUCGAUAACGAAGCAGUGUUGGCCUUACCUCAUGAAGCCCGUGAGAAAAGCGUUCUGGAAUCUACGAUAACAGUCCCUAAAAAGGUUGAUAUAUCACCUAUAACUGGUGUGCCAGAGGAACACAUUAAAACUCGUCGUGUUCGUAUUUAUCAACCACCUAAGAAUGCAAUGCAGAGUGGUACUAAUAACAUCCACCAUUGGGAAAUGGAAUUUGAUAAUCGUCAACGCUGGGAGAAUCCACUCAUGGGAUGGACAUCUACUGGAGAUCCACUGUCCAACAUGAAGGUGCAAUUCUCAUCUCCAGAUGAGGCUAUAGAACAUUGCGAAAAGAAUGGUUGGGUGUGGUACUUGGAUUGUCCUAAAACUGAAAAGGAGUUUAAACCAAAGAGCUAUGGUAUCAAUUUCUCAUGGAAUCGUCGUACUAGGGUAUCAACAAAGUAA